Messenger RNA from Biomphalaria glabrata, 1302 nucleotides. Its product is annotated as G surface protein, allelic form 168-like. Lineage: Eukaryota; Metazoa; Mollusca; Gastropoda; Planorbidae. The coding region runs from base 1 to 1302 and encodes 433 amino acids. Gene Ontology annotation, cellular component: centriole; centrosome. The record is from RefSeq and is a predicted model, not a curated record. The transcript has a single exon. Gene Ontology annotation, biological process: centriole replication.
AUGACAACGACACUUUCCGUUUGCCCAACGCGAAUAUACAGGUCCACGACCACCCACCCCCUUCUACCAUUCCCAAACAACAACGCCCUCCUGUCUGCGCGGAAAAAAAACAACCUUUCAAUCAUUUCUGCUCAGUGCAGUAACUAUGCUACUCAGUGCAGUAAAUAUGCUACUCAGUGCGGUAACUAUGCUACUCAGUGCGGUAACUAUGCUACUCAGUGCAGUAAAUAUGCUACUCAGUGCGGUAACUAUGCUACUCAGUGCGGUAACUAUGCUACUCAGUGCAGUAACUAUGCUACUCAGUGCAGCAACUAUGCUACUCAGUGCAGCAACUAUGCUGCUCAGUGCGGUAACUAUGCUACUCGGUGCGGUAACUAUGCUACUCAGUGCGGUAACUAUGCUACUAAGUGCAGUAACUAUGCUACUCAGUGCAGUAACUAUGCUACUCAGUGCGGUAACUAUGCUACUCAGUGCAGUAACUAUGCUACUCAGUGCAGUAACUAUGCUACUCAGUGCGGUAACUAUGCUACCCAGUGCAGUAACUAUGCUACCCAGUGCAGUAACUAUGCUACUCAGUGCGGUAACUAUGCUACCCAGUGCAGUAACUAUGCUACCCAGUGCAGUAACUAUGCUACUCAGUGCGGCAACUAUGCUACUCAGUGCGGUAACUAUGCUACUCAGUGCAGUAACUAUGCUACUCAGUGCGGUAACUAUGCUACUCAGUGCGGUAACUAUGCUACUCAGUGCAGUAACUAUGCUGCUCAGUGCAGUAACUAUGCUACUCAGUGCGGUAACUAUGCUACUCAGUGCAGUAACUAUGCUACUCAGUGCAGUAACUAUGCUACUCAGUGCGGUAACUAUGCUACUCAGUGCAGUAACUAUGCUACUCAGUGCGGCAACUAUGCUACUCAGUGCGGUAACUAUGCUACUCAGUGCAGUAACUAUGCUACUCAGUGCGGUAACUAUGCUACUCAGUGCGGUAACUAUGCUACUCAGUGCAGUAACUAUGCUGCUCAGUGCAGUAACUAUGCUACUCAGUGCGGUAACUAUGCUACUCAGUGCGGUAACUAUGCUACUCAGUGCAGUAACUAUGCUACUCAGUGCGGUAACUAUGCUACUCAGUGCGGUAACUAUGCUACUCAGUGCAGUAACUAUGCUGCUCAGUGCAGUAACUAUGCUACUCAGUGCGGUAACUAUGCUGCUCAGUGCAGUAACUAUGCUAGUCAGUGCGGUAACUAUGCUACUCAGUGCAGUAACUAUGCUAUAGAAAAGUGUUCGCUCCUUCCUCUCCCAUCUCCAUGA